AUGUGCCCUGUCAUUUGUCCAAUAGCAUGUUUCACAUUCAUCGCCUUUCGUGUAGAUCUGAUUUAUGGAGCUCGAGCAGCUCGGGUUGAUCGAGGUUUGACGGAUGGCCAUGCCGAAGUGAACUACCAGGCUGGCCGGCAUGCAUUGGACCUGGACCACAAGGGCCGGCACGCAGAAGUGAACCACGAGGUCACCGCAUUGGUGGAACGUGCUUGCCCUAAGCUCAAGAAGCAGCUGGAAGCACUGGGGUUUCGUGGCAAAGGGAAUCCAUGCAGAUGGAAAGGCAUUCAAUGCCGACGACGCUGCGCAGCAACAAAAAUCGAGUUGAGAAAUGACAAGACUCUAGCGGGGAACAUUGCUGCGCUGCAAGACGUGAAGAGCCUCCAAAACUUGCGUCUCUCCGGCACCCAGGUGAGUGGUGACCUCGCAGCAUUCCGCAAGCUGAAGCAUUUGGAGGAGCUGCGCUUGGGCAGCACGCGCGUCACUGGCGACGUCGCGGCGCUCCAAAACCUCAAGCGCCUCCGAGUGGUACAGCUCCGUCGUACGAAGGUGACGGGAAACAUGACCGUGUUGAAAGAUUUGCGCGAACUGCGGGAGCUGCACCUGCAUAACACGAGAGUGGUAGGAGACCUCUCAGGCAUCGUGCAUGCCGAACACCUGAAGAUCCUUCACCUGCGCCACACGCAGAUACAAGGAGAUAUCAUGGACCUCCAGGAUCUGAGAUGGCUCAGGAAGUUGUGGUUGUGCAAGACCAGCGUGAGAGGAAGCAUCAAGGCUGUCCAAAACCUGAAGUAUCUCACGCAGCUGAGCCUGGUCGAUACCAAGGUGGACGGAGACUUAACAGCGGUCCAAGAUCUGAACAAUCUCUUCGUUCUGUCGCUGAGCAACACCAAUGUGGAGGGAGACCUUAGAUCAAUCAGAAAUCUUGGAAAGCUUCAAGAGCUGAAGCUGACCAACACCAAAGUGGAAGGCAGCAUUGCAGCGCUGCAGGACCUCACGAGCCUCAAGACAUUGAGCUUGGGAAACACCAGGGUCACGGGAGAGAUCGCUGUGGUGAUGCAGUUGGACCACUUGGAGCUGUUGGAUUUGGCCGGGACGGCCGUGACGGGCUGGAUCAGUGCCAUAUGGAACGGUUGCUGCAAGAAGCUUCGGAAGGUCAACUUGGCAGGCACGGCUUCAGGGCCUCUGCUAGCUUUGGAAGGCACUCCAGAAUUCUUCGGUGCAAAACCUUUGUUGCCAGCUUUGCAGAUUCUCAAUGUGAGUGGCUGCCAGCUCAACGGUUCGUUGGCAGAUUUGCUUGUGCCUUUGGCCGACACACCCGCGACCUCGAUCGCAGCCUCUGGCUGUGGGCUUAGUGGUGCCGUGCCAAACCUGAUAGAAAUGUCUGUCCGAUUGAAUGGAAUCGCCUACGCAAGUUUUCGCACAAAACUGGCACAGUCCAUCCAAACCCUUGAUAUUUCGGCAAAUCGGCUGAGCUCCAUAGCCUCACUGCCCGCAGCUUUGCGCGUGGACCUCCGGCAGAAUGCAGUGCCUCUCAAAGUGAAGCCAUACACGCUGCAAGAAGCUGUGCAACGUGGCAUUGAGCUUUGGCUCGAUGGCACCGCCCUGCAAAACCCUGAGGAUUUGCAAUACCUGGUGAAUCAUGUGCUGCGCCUGCGGCCUGAGUUCGCAAAGAGCCGGUGGAGCUUUGCCUGCAGAGAGCUGGUGGAGCCCACCCUCCGGGUCACGCCUCACAUCUUUAUGCCGGAAGAGAUGUGUGCCUGUCAAGCAGGUUUCCAUGGCUUUGCUGCCGACUGCUCGCCGUGCCCUAGCGACACGUACAGCACAGAACCAAACUCGCCCAGUUGCCAGAAAUGCCCACUGAACAGUACCUCCAAGAACACAUCAGGGUCCUGGCAGCUUUGCCAAUGUGCUUUUGGUUCAAUUCACCAGGAUGUGAACGGCUUGAGCUGCCAAUGCCCGGCCGGUGAGGCGUUGGUGGAUACCCCGGGCUUCGAACGCUGUGAGCCAUGCCAUAAGCUUUGCCUUACGUGCCCAAGAGCUGGCAGCAAUGCUUCAAGCGCCCAAGUGGUCGAAGGGCAUAGGCGCCUGCAGCCGAACUCGCAUGAGGUAUUUGCUUGCUUGGAUUCUUCCCGGUGCAAAGCUGACGGCUGCGCAGCAGGCUAUGAUGGAGUUCUGUGCUCGGAUUGUGCCGUUCGGCACCACAGUAGCCAUAGGCAGUGCAAACCGUGCGCGGAGAUUCACAACAUGUCUGCCAAGCGGAUGGUCACAUUGGCACUAUGCAGUGCUGGCGUGCUAGUGGUUUUGGGCGCAGCUAUGUGGACAAUGAGGCGGAGAUUUCUGGAGGUGGAGGUGGGUCUCAGGUGGAGAUGUGCAGCGAAGCUGCUGGUGCCGCAGCUUGCUAUCCUCCUUCAGCUGAUGCAGCUGUGGUCCGUGGUGGGACGCUUGGAACAAGUCUGGGACGACUCGAGUGGAAAUGCGACAGAGGACGUUGGCGGAAACGACACGGAGGUCCAAACCGGCAGCGACGCGCUGGUGUCCUACGUUGAAGCUCUUCAGUUCACCGCAAGCGAACUACAAGAUGUUUUUGCUCUGCAGUGCAUUUUCGAUGGUGCCUUGGUGCGUUUGGCAUCCGCCAUAGCGACACCAGUGGUUCCUUUGAUCCUGCUACUUGCUUGCUGCAUCGUCGAGAUCUUCUCUGAGGGGACCGGGAUCCAAAUCGGAUUGAAGAUCCUGACAGUGCUAUUCAUCGGUGGGGCCGCUGGCACCGCUGAGCUGUUGGCAUGCGAACGGAUGGAUGGCACAGGCAAAGCGGCACUGAACGCAUUCGCCUUUCGUCCGUUGAUGCCUCACCUCCUGUGCACAGACGCAAGCUGGGUCGAUGGGAUCGGCCGUGCGUGCGCGGUGUUCUACGGAAUGGUGAUUCCAUGUUUCCUGGCGUAUCUGUUUGCCAAGCAGCACGUCGUAAUGCGUCAGAGCAAGACCUUCGUGGUCUGGGUUGAUGGCGACACAAAGGAGGCAACGCUGCAUCUACAGGUGCUCAGCAACGAAGAACACCUGAAGGACCAUGUCAAACAGAAACGCUUGGCAGCAGCUGCUGCAGCCUACAUUGCAGUACGCGCCAAGAAACGAGCACGAGUGAGUUUGAAGAAGGGUGUAGAUGCAGUGACUGUGCAGAUCUUGCAAAAUGAAGACAGUGCUGAUGACAUUUUUGACACAAGUUUCACAGUCGAUGAUUUGGUGAGCCAAGAUGCGGCCAUGCUGCGCAGCCGCGCAGAAAUCCUGCGCUACAAUGCCAUGGUACAAAUGUUGGUAGAGCGCACGGUCCUCGCAGAUAUCCAAUCCAACCAGUCAGAUCGCAUCAUGAUGGGAGCAAGGGAACUGCUAUGCAAGUACGUCAACUGCGGAUUUGUUUGGAUCGAAGUUUGCUUGAAGUUGGCCUCAGCAACUUUGGUCUCAGUCGUCGCUUCCAAGGAUGGAUUUUGGCUGUCGGUCGCCAUCACCCUGGGGAUGGCGUUGGUAGUUGGCCUGGCUCAGCCCUUCAUGCAGCCGCAGCUGAAUGCGCUGCAAACAUGCUGCUUCCUAUGUCUCUCCUUGGCAGCGCUGGGUUUCCAAGUUCGCCGCGUCUGGUGGCUGUCGCGUGUGGCGUUGGGGCUGCCGGUGCUACUGUUGUUGCUGCUGCUGCUGCGGCCCGAUUCCAAAGAAGCCAUGGCUGUGAGGCUGCAGGAGGAAUUGGAAACGAAACUUCCAGAAGGACCUGUGGAGGUUUCGGCCGAACAGGUGCGCUUCGUGUGAUCAGGUUGGUACUAGACUUCGGCUGGGCUGCUCUUCGGCUGGGCUGCUCUUCGGCUGGGCUGCUGCCAACCUGUUUCGAGCUCCGCAUUCUGUUCUGAGAGGAAAAAUCGGAGCCAGCGGCUCUGAAGACGCCGAAGAUACCAUCAACUUCCGCCCGCACCUAACGAUCUUUUCUCUAGCAACCUAGCAGUCUAGCGCGUAGUGACGUGGAUUCUGCCGGAAUGCGGCAUGGUGGAUUUGGAAGGAUGUGAC
Cladocopium goreaui is the source of this 4047-nucleotide messenger RNA. The record is from the annotation of a GenBank genome assembly. Lineage: Eukaryota; Dinophyceae; Suessiales; Symbiodiniaceae.